GACUUGGUGACGGCGGCCCAACCUCAGGCUGCAGCAUCCAGUCGCAGCCAUCCUUUGAUUUCUGCAACCCUGCCACUCCAGGCCAGCAACAGGGCCAGGGAGACCUCUUUCAGACCCCCAAAGACAGCAGCCCUUUUCCAGAGACAGAAGUUCUUAACCCCUUUGCUCCUAGCUCAGGGCUAACGAAGAUGGAUGUGGGAGAUUCUCAGUUCCAGCCUUUGGCUCUGUCUGACACUCUGUCCUUUGAUGGACUUGGAACUCCUUUACAGACGUCUUUAUCGUCACCUCAAGAGCAGUGUGUGCCCUGUACGCUGGACGAAGAGCUGGGACCCCCGACCACGCCUGAAGCCCGUAACGAUGAGAAGGCUCUGAUUGAGCAGCUUGUUUCCUUUCUGAGCGGAACAGAUGAGAGCGAGCUGGCUGAACUGGACAAGGCCCUGGGUAUCGACAAACUGGUACAGGUAAGACAUUAAACACUGUAGUAUAAAUGAGAACAGAGUGAAGCUGCUUGAGAAUGCAGCCGGGUCUCUAAUAAUGGCCUAUCUGGGUGUCGGCGGAGGUAAAUAAUGGCCGGACUCGUAUACAGGCCGGGGCUAUAAUUAGAACCAACAAUGUUCCUGGGCAGUCCUCAAAGACUUGUGAUAGUAACAUACAAGUACCACAGGGGGGCAGUGUUUGCUAACGAAUCCAAGCCAUUAGCAUGGGAAGUCCCAUCCUUAGCGCAGACAGUGCUGGAGACAGGCCGGCUUGUUUGGUUUUUAUGACCGAAAUUAUGACCCAGGAGUAUAACCAGCCACACGAUCGUCCUGAUCAGAAAGACUAAUGUGAUUAGCGGUAGGUCUGGUGGUGACCAGACAGCGUUAAAAUGACAGAAUUUCGUUGGCCUUCGUUGUUCUGAAUUUCCCUUGAAAUAUAUGAUACUGGUUGCCUGCCUACUUCCACUUAGCCUGCCUAAAAAGAAUUUCGCUGUGAUGGUAGAACAGUUUCCGGUAAUUUAUUUUUAAACUUUUUUUUGCAAACCAGUUUGGCCAGGAUUCCAUUUUUUUCAUAUUGCCGUGCAGAAGAAUUACUGCUGCUGGAAGAUGUUUGUAU
Messenger RNA from Cyprinodon variegatus (sheepshead minnow), 1092 nucleotides. Its product is annotated as nuclear receptor coactivator 1-like. Gene Ontology annotation, cellular component: nucleus. The record is from RefSeq and is a predicted model, not a curated record. The annotation marks the transcript as partial. The transcript is spliced from 3 exons. NCBI's taxonomy places the organism in Eukaryota, Metazoa, Chordata, Actinopteri, Cyprinodontiformes, Cyprinodontidae. Gene Ontology annotation, biological process: cellular response to hormone stimulus; positive regulation of transcription by RNA polymerase II. Gene Ontology annotation, molecular function: nuclear receptor binding.